This is a messenger RNA of Gamsiella multidivaricata, 1769 nucleotides long. Its product is annotated as alcohol acetyltransferase-domain-containing protein. The coding region runs from base 123 to 1646 and encodes 507 amino acids. NCBI's taxonomy places the organism in Eukaryota, Fungi, Mortierellomycota, Mortierellomycetes, Mortierellales, Mortierellaceae. The transcript has a single exon. The record is from RefSeq and is a predicted model, not a curated record.
GAGAAUCAGUCAUAACCUACUUUGGCUACAGCCCUCGCUUGAACCGACUGGGUUCAUCUCACUCUUCAUCUGGAUCCUCAUUCGCUUUCCUCAUCACCGCCCUCCUCCUUAUACCCUUACACAUGGUUUUUACUCCUAUCCGUGAAGUUGCUAAUCUUGAGCGCUACAAUCUUGCAAGGGCCAACGCGGGGACCUACUUUAAUGUAGUGGUUGGUACACGUCUGCAGCUUCAGUCAAGCGAGGGAGCACACACGACCCAAUUGCCCACUGAUGCGACUCAAUGGCUCAGACUUCUCGCUGGACCUCUGACUUGGCUUAUUCAGCAACACCCAGUACUCUCGCUCGUAAUUGGUGAACAUCGAUCCGCAAAGCCGACGUUUUUGAGAAUGCCCUCGGUUGACUUGUCCAAGAUUGUCCGUGUCACCUCGAUUCAGCAACCAAACGAUAUCGUGCAAACCCUCGAGUAUGAGCACAAUCUCCCAUUCGACUACUUGAACACUGAGGUCCCACUCUGGCAUAUUGUUGUAGCCCAUGUCAAGGAGGACAAUUCCUUCUACCUCCUCUAUAACUUUCAGCAUGCUAUCGGUGACGGCCGCUCUGCAAUGGCACUCACCGAGCAAUUGGUGGAGCGACUCAACAUCCAGGCCUCUGAAACUUCCUCCAGAGAACUAGAUCUACCAACCAUGGUCAUCCCUCCGAACGAUCCCCUACCAUUCAAUCUCGAAAAACGCGUCAACUGCAAUCCAAGUCUUCUCAUGCUGUUCAAGGAGGCCACGAUGGGACUCUUGCUUCCGGCUUUUGUCAAAAAGACGAUCGAAUCUAAAUACUGGUCUGGCGAAAUUGAUGCGACACUGGAUUUGAACGAGACACAGGUUGGCCUCUGGUACCUUAAUCAGCAAGAGACCCUCCAGGUUAUCGAGGCUGCAAAAUCACACAAUACCACUGUAAACUCAAUUCUCUUCACAGCCUCAAAUUUCGCCAUCAAAUCCGUCUUCCUGUCCAAGGUCGAGGACGGAGUGAAGCCCACGACGACCAAGGACAGGCUAUCGUUCUCGACGCCUGUCGCUCUUCGUCCGCUCAUCACGCCCCCAAUUAGUCGCUACGAUCAAGGCUGCUACACCUCCGCGAUUGUUACCAAAGAUAUCGAGGUUUCCCUUGACACCGGCUUCUGGGCCUUGACUCAAACCUACCGCAACCAGAUCGUUAAAGGCACCUCUACGCCCACAGGCAUCCGCCACCUGUUGGAGCAUGUAGGUAUGCUCGAGUACCUGCCCAAGCGUGAGGGUGGAUGGGAAGACUUUUUGCGAGGGCAGGUCACGAAGGAACAACACGGUCGACUCGCGACCAUCGAGAUCUCAAACGUCGGCAAGGCAUGGGACCAGCCCGGGUCCGUUACGUUCAAGAUCCAGAAUGCAAUAUUUUCUCAGUCUGCCGGGAUCACCGGCUCGGCCUUUAUGCUAAGCGCAGCGACGGCGAAUGGUGUCCUGUCGAUCGUUGGGACGUGGCAGAAGGCGACUUUUUCGAGUCGUGAGCGUGCGGAAGAGUACUUGAGAGAGUUUAAGAGGAUUCUGUUAGAGGCUACGGAACAUGAGAGGAAGGACUAUCGAUUCCGGGAGGCACUGCUUUCGGGCCAUGCUAGCAAGUGAGUCAAUGCAGCAAAUAAUAUCUGGUGCUUGGAAGGUUGUGCAGGGGAGUUCGCGACUUAGCUAAUUUGUGUGACUUACCUUGUGGCAGCGCAAAUAAACCGGCAUGACCACAAAGUAGUCGCG